Messenger RNA from Rotaria sp. Silwood1, 1320 nucleotides. The record is from the annotation of a GenBank genome assembly. NCBI's taxonomy places the organism in Eukaryota, Metazoa, Rotifera, Eurotatoria, Philodinida, Philodinidae.
AUGUCUUCAAGUUUUCUUGAACAAGAAUUUCUUAAUCAAACUGAUGAAGAAAAUCAAUUAAAUGAUAAAUUAAAAGGAAUUAAUACAAUUGAAUCUAUUCUUGAUCCUCGUUUUCAUUCAAUUAUUAAUCGUUCAAAAUUAUUCUCAAAAACAAAUCAAAUUCAUCCACAACAAAAUUCAACAUCAUCCAAUAUCAAUUCAAAUUCAAUAUCUAAAAAAACUCUUUCAUCAACAUGCAAGAGUCGUCUACAAGGUUUAUUAAUUGGUUUAGGAAUGACAGUUAUUACUCUAGCUAUACUUCUUGCACUUUUUCUUACAAGAUCGUCAUCAACAAGUACAACAUCAACAAAUUCUACAUGUAAUACAUUAUCAUGGAAUUCAACAGGUAUAACUAUAAUAGGAAAUGGUUCAAGUGGAUCUUUAUUAAAUCAAUUAGAUAGUCCAGCUGAUGUAUUCGUUGGUAAUGACGAUACAAUUUAUAUAGUUGAUACCAAUAAUCAUCGAAUUCUUAGUGUAAAUAUAUCAUCAACAAAUAAUGGAACUUAUUAUGGAACUGUUAUUGCUGGUAUUACUAAUACACCAGGUACUAAUUCACAAACACUAAAGUAUCCAUAUGGUAUAUAUGUUGAUUCUGAUAAAAAUCUUUAUAUUGCUGAUACUUUUAAUUAUCGUGUUCAAUUUUGGCGAUAUGGAUCUUCCAGUGGUUCAACUGUUGCUGGAAAUGCAAAUGGAAUUUUUGGUGCAGCUUUAGAUAAACUUGGUUACACUUAUGCUGUUUACGUUGAUCAAUCAAAAAAUAUAUUUGUUUCAGAUGCAUCAUAUGGUCGAGUUGUUCAAUGGGUUUCAGGAAAUUCAUCUGGAAUUCUUGUAGCAGGUAAUGGUUCAUCGGGUUAUAGUUCCAAUCAAUUAGCUGCUCCAGUGGAUAUUAUUGUUGAUUCGCAAAAUCAAAUACUAUAUAUUGCUGAUUUUUAUGCACAAACUAUUGUAUCAUGGACAAUUGGAAAGACAGCAGGAACAAUUCUUCUUGGUACAAAUUCUACUAUAGGUAAUUCACCAUCAUUAUUUCAGUAUCCAUAUGGACUAAUGCGUGAUACUUAUGGGAAUUUAUAUGUUAGUGACCGUUUUAAUCAUCGAGUACAAAUGUUUUGUCUUAAUGGAACAUCAUUUAGUAGUGGAAAAAUUAUAGCUGGUACUGGUACUUCACAAUUUUCAUCGAUUGGUCUUUCUUUUCCUAAUGGAAUUGCAUUUGAUUCACAAAUGAAUUUGUAUGUAGCUGAUACUUCAAAUCACAGAAUUCAAAAAUUUUCUCGUAUUCAAUAA